Molecule: messenger RNA, 1142 nt
Organism: Ostrinia furnacalis (Asian corn borer)
Lineage: Eukaryota; Metazoa; Arthropoda; Insecta; Lepidoptera; Crambidae
Exons: 6
Coding region: 105-653 (182 amino acids)
Biological process (GO): innate immune response; central nervous system formation
Cellular component (GO): extracellular region
Molecular function (GO): growth factor activity; Toll binding
Source: RefSeq, a predicted model, not a curated record
CUCUCUACACCAUUAAAGCCACGGAACCAAUUCCGACGCGACGUCUGGAUUGUUAAUUAAUUAAUAAAUUAUAAUAAUUGUUGUUUACAAUAACAUUACGGAAAAUGGCGUCGAUCACAUUUGUUUUUGCGGUAAACUUUCUUUUGGUGUGUUUCGUGCAGUUAAGUUAUUGUGGUACAGUUAUAAAGAUGCCCGCAGGUUGUGAGGACAAGCAAUACUGUGAAAUAAAACCCAACAAUUUCCCUCAGGCCCAUUUCGAUGAAGUAAUCAGAGAUAUGCAAGAAAAAGAGCUGUUGAAGCCGCAACGCUACGACGAUGAGCUCAAGGAACGGACUUACCACGACGAGUUCAAUUGUGAUACCAGAGUUAAGGUAAUUCGGCCGUUCAUAAUCAGGACCAACGCCACGAUGAAGUUUGUGCUUCAAACCAACAUAUUUGAGCAGAGGAUCAAGCAAACAGAAUGCCUAAACCAAGGCUCAGAGUGUUUCAAGGGACUAGCUGGAUUGGGGUACGCUGCUUCAUGCACCCCUACUAUCGGAACCAUCAAGAUGUAUUUAUACGACCCUCUGGUAGCUGACGAAAAGGAAAGGCUUCAGUAUGAGGCUGUCAGUUUCCCAGCGUGCUGCUCUUGCAGUUUUAAGAGCAGAAUUUAGAUUUGGAAACAUGCUGAUUACUUUAGAACAAGUCAAUUAUAUUGCAAGUGACGGAGAGUUCUUGAAUAGGUACGCCUUCGAGCCUAUUUUGAUGAUCAAUGUCUGAUGUUAAAUGCACAUAAAGUCUGCAUAAAGGAUGGGACCUGCUUACCUGAUAAAUGCCUACUUUUGGCUUGAAAGGCCCGGCAGAUGAGUUCCACUACGCAAGGAAAAAUACACGCUGCGUGUAGGUGGGAUGUCGAAAGUUUUCGGAUCUACCGCUUUCGCUCUUGCAAACUUCUUGGGUCAGAGAAUGGAAAAGGAUGCAAUAGUUGUAUCACAAUGCUGUGCUUCGAGAAGUUAUCCUUAAAGAUUUUUGGCGACAUUUUGCGUACAUGCAAAGACGCAUGUAGCGCACUAUUUCGAACACUGAAACGGAUGUCUAAUGAUGAAAAGUUGUGUUUAAUUACAAAAAAGGGUUCCGUAGCAGCAAAUAUAAUAAACUUAUUA